AUGUCCGCAAAGUAUACUGGUUCCAUGACACCUGGUAGAAUACGAAAAAUUUCACCUGGUAUAUCAAAUACUCAACGUACAUUUGAUGAUGAUAUGGACGAUUGUGAAAUAGAUGAAAAUGAAUUGGAUGGAAAUUUUCGGAUGAUUCAUAAUGUUCCAAUUAACAGUCAACAACGUCAAUCAUCUGUUCACCAAUCGAAUUACAACAAAAAUACUAGUACUUAUUAUACUCCUCAAUUAAAACGGAAACGUAUUCAAGACCAAGUGACAUCUCCUUCUCAUGAUCCUUUUACAGAAAAUCCAACACCCAAUGAACCACCUCGUGAACUUCCUGUUAUUAAUCCAACACCCAGUGAACCACCUCGUGAACUUCCUGUUAUUGAACAUGGCGGUCGAAAUUUAUUUUCGCGUCCGAUCGGUCCGACACCGGCUCAUUUAAUGAAAAGUCUGAUUAAUGACUUAUUUACAAAAGAAGAAAUAAUGGCUCGAGAGCACGAAAACACCAAUGAACGAACAGAAAAAAUCAAAAGUGAGUACUACGUAUUGCUUCGUCGUUUUCAUUGUAUCUGUUUAACUGUUUUAGGAGCUGUCAAAGUAUAUUUUUUCCAAAAUGAUGAUAUUCAAGUUGCUGGUUUUUGGGAUUUUGAAGGUAAAAUCAUUCGUGAAAAUCAACGAAGAGGAGUUAUGUUUCGAAACAAAUGA
Rotaria sp. Silwood2 is the source of this 702-nucleotide messenger RNA. The record is from the annotation of a GenBank genome assembly. NCBI's taxonomy places the organism in Eukaryota, Metazoa, Rotifera, Eurotatoria, Philodinida, Philodinidae.